AUGGCCGACGGGCAUAGGGCACUUUUACUUCCGCUUUACUAUGAAGCGCUUUCUAUCGAAGACAUUGACACCGUGAAAACGCGCGCGUCUGCCUUGGAAGAGCCGUCGGAGUCAAGGGAGUCGUAUGCUGAAACGCUGGAACGCAUUUUGCGUGUUAUCGUGGCACUUGACGGCGUUGACUCGGCAAAGAGUGUUACCCCUGGUGCAGUCUUCCCCGGCGCCGUUCUCUGGCCACGAAUCAUUGCAUGGGUCGACUUCCUUGACGAAUUCCACGAGCAGCUCCAACCCAUCCUCAAAAACUCUGUGGCUCUCGGACUUCUGCCAUACGAAAUCUACCUGAACGCCUUGGUGGCUGCUCUCAUCGAUAACCGUGACCCUUCCCUCUCAAAACCUUACCCGGAUGAUGUGGCAGAUCGUCUCCUGUACCUCGUUGGGCGCUCAUGGCCCCAUAUUCUGCAAGGGGCACAUGUCGAGCACUCGAAUUCCCUUCAUACACAUGUUGCUCGUCCAACAAGCCGAACUAGACAAGCGCUGAGGGCCAUCACGUUCAUUAUGGAGGAGGUUGCCCGGCACAGGCCGGAGGCGUUCAUGGCUCCUCUGCUCGCUGGCGUCGGUGGAUUGUGGGAUCGUUUGGCGAGGGUCAUCGUGCAGCAGUUCCAAUACUGCCUCAAGGGUCACAAUCCAGAAAAACCCUUCGACACAUGGCAGCUUAUGUCCAUUGCGGGGCUCCACCCCCCUCUCGAUCGCGCCGCAUCGGAAUCCGGCGCUCCCGCUCUCCGCCACGCUCUCGCGCGUGCGGGUGUCAUUCCUUGUCUCGUCACCAUAAACCGCAUCCUCGCAAGACAGACAUUGCCUGACAGUUUGAAAACGAUCCCUCGUGAUUUUCUGAGGCUAUCUGCGCAGAUGUUGAGGGUGCAAAAUGCGCAGAAGUACAUGGUACAAGCGCUCAAAGCCGGAUACCUCUCGCUUCUGUUCUCCUACAGUCACGGCCCGAAUGUAGGUGCAUUCACUCGAGAAAACCAAACACAAACACACGCUCGCGUUAUCGCUAACAUUAUGCCCCUCACAUACUACCCCUCGGUACUUCGCCAACUGCAGGUGUCGCUUGGGGAGGUCAAAAACCUCGAUUCUCGUGUCUAUUUGCAACCCUUUGCCGCUGUAGAACAAUGGGAAGAAUUGCUUGAGAAGACACAUCGACAUUCUCUAGCAUUACACGAUCUUGACGAGGGAGUCUUCCCUUGGAUCACCACAGGAGCAUGUGAUAACUUUAAAUGCGCAGCGAUUGUGAACCGCAAGCUGCUCAAGAGAUGCAGCGAAUGUAUCGCGACUUUUUACUGUUCAACCGAGUGCCAACGCGCAGAUUGGGUUGAGGGACAUCGUCACGAGUGUCCCACUUUCGCUGAAUUCCGCCCCACGUCGGUCUGUCCUCCGAUCAACGCAGGGUCGCUUGCCAGACAUGGCUUUGAUAUAAUACGGCGGCGGCCAUUCACGGCCCAAGAUAGCCGAUUUCAACGUGCCAUGCUCUCCGCCCAAUAUGAGGGCUUGGAGUCACAGGCGUUGAUGUGGAUAACGAUGCUGGAAGGCUACGACGCAGCCACGGGUGACUUCCCCAUCGCUAUCUGGGACUAUAGCUCGGGGAAGCCGGAAAUCCACACGAUUUCCCAGCAGGUCCUCGCCGAGGAGUGGUCAGUGUACCUAGCCCGUGUCAAGAGAAGUGCAGGAAGGGUGCAGCUUCAUCUCGUGCGGCGUGAUGAGGGCGGCAUUUAUCUUUCACGUGCGGUUUUCGUGCAUUUUGCGACAACGGAGCUGUUCGACGGUAUGAAAACGUUGGCAGAGGGGAAGGCGUCUGCGUGGACGGAGGCGGAGAAGGCCAGACUACAACCGAGGGUGAAAGAGCUGCUCCUCAAGAAGCAUAACUGGACCUUCUAG
Molecule: messenger RNA, 1929 nt
Organism: Mycena indigotica
Lineage: Eukaryota; Fungi; Basidiomycota; Agaricomycetes; Agaricales; Mycenaceae
Exons: 2
Coding region: 1-1929 (642 amino acids)
Source: RefSeq, a predicted model, not a curated record